Schistocerca nitens (vagrant locust) is the source of this 939-nucleotide messenger RNA. RefSeq names its product piggyBac transposable element-derived protein 3-like. The record is from RefSeq and is a predicted model, not a curated record. Bases 1 to 939 code for a protein of 312 amino acids. The transcript has a single exon. Lineage: Eukaryota; Metazoa; Arthropoda; Insecta; Orthoptera; Acrididae.
AUGCUGCGAAAAAAUUUAUCAAAAAUACCAAUUGAAGAACACCUUGCAUUGGACGAACAAACUGUGCCAUUCAAAGGUCACAGUAGCUUGAAACAGUAUAAUCCCAAGAAACCAAAAAAGUGGGGCUACAAAAUAUAUUGCACAGCAGGUGCCAGUGGUAUUAUUUAUGAUUUCGAAAUCUAUUCUGGACCCGUCAAUCAACCCAGUCAUCUUCCUAAUGUAAACGCCAGUGGAAAUGUAGUGCUCAGAUUGGCUGAAAGAAUACCAAAGUACAAAAAUCAUAAACUGUUCUAUGAUAACUGGUUCUGCAGUCCAGAGCUUCAAGUUGAGCUGGUAAAAUGUGGUAUUCACUGUCUGGGAACAGUACAGUUGAAUAGAGUGAGAAACAAUAAGAUGCCAUCUGAUGCUGAAAUGAAAAAGCAGGGAAGAGGCACAUCUGUUGAAUCCACUGCAUCUGUUUCUGGAUAUGACCUGAUUCUUGUGAAAUGGCAAGACAACAGGUGUGUCAGCCUUCUGGGCACCUUUUCAGGCACUCACCCAGAAAGCCAGGUUGCAAGAUAUGACAAAAAAACAAAGCAACAUAUCGAAAUAAAAUGCCCAAAGAUUGUGAAGGAGUACAACAAGUUUAUGGGAGGUGUUGACACUAUUGACUCCUUAUUAGCUCUGUACAGAACGAAAAUCAGGUCAAAGAAAUAUUACAUGAGACUGUUCUUCCAUUUAUUGGACAUGAGUUGUGUUGUUGCUUGGCUACUUUACAAGAGAGCCUGUCAUGAAAAUAGUAUUGAAGAGAAAACCCAGAUGGCUUUGUUUGAUUUCAAGCUUGAUAUUGCUGAAUCCUUAUGCUGGUCAGGAAAACCAUCCAAGAGACAAUCGCUGGAUAGCUCACCAGGCAGUGGCACCAAAAAGAGAAGGCAGCCAACCAAAUACAGCAAAUGCUGA